Molecule: messenger RNA, 964 nt
Organism: Arabidopsis thaliana (thale cress)
Lineage: Eukaryota; Viridiplantae; Streptophyta; Magnoliopsida; Brassicales; Brassicaceae
Exons: 2
Coding region: 85-771 (228 amino acids)
Source: RefSeq, marked reviewed
ACUCAGUUAAGUUUCACCAUUAUAACGAUAUAGUGGAGACUCCAAACGUCAGUCUCUUCACUUUCCUACUUCUUCUUCUCUUUCAUGGCGUUCGAAGAGAGCUUAGUAAUGGUUUCUUCUUUGUCGAGAUUGUCUAUAUGUACGAGCUCUGCUUACGACGAAGCAGCCACGAAGAAUCAACCAGAUUCGUGUGUUUCCACAUCUCUGGAGAAUUUCGACGGAGCAGAGGCGGAUGGGGAAGUUUCCGAUGAUGGAGAAGGAAAAGAGAACGUUCGAGAGUCAGAUUCCGACAAAGAGACACGUGGGUUUUACUCUCUUCCGGUGACUCCAUCUCGCCGGAGAAGAAAACUUACAGUUUCCGGCGAGUUAGAUGCGAAUGAGAGUAACAAAAAUGGCAGUAAGUGUAGUUUACGGAGGCAAAGGAGGGAAAAGAAGAAAAAGGGAGUUAACGGAGAGUGUGACGUCGGUGGAAGAGAAGGCUUAACGGUGUUGACGAGAGCAAGAGGUGGAGAUAGGUCGUUGAGGAUGGGGUUACAAGAAGUGAAAGCUUGUAGAGAUCUCGGGUUCGAAUUAGAGGUUCCGGUUCCGGGUCGGAUAUCUGUGUCAACAACCGGGUCGAAUUUCGAUACUCAGACUAGUAGCGGCGGCGACUCACCCAUCGCCACCUGGCGUAUCUCCAGUCCUGGUGAUGAUCCAAAGGAGGUCAAGGCGAGGUUGAAAGUGUGGGCACAAGCGGUAGCUUUAGCUUCUGCGACACGUCAAGCUUCUUAGUCAUAUAUCUACUUCUCUGUUUUAGUUUUUUCCUUCUUCUUUUUGUUGAAGUUAUAGACUUAGCGUUUUUGAUGUUUUUUUUAAGUUAUGCUUUAUGGGGACGAGUUUUUAGAGUUGGAUUUAGUUCCUUUUCUUGCGUUUGUAAAUACGAUAAACAGUAGUUGUUUUCAUGGAUGAUGAGAUUGUUUCAGUC